Phanerochaete carnosa HHB-10118-sp is the source of this 2019-nucleotide messenger RNA. RefSeq lists its product as uncharacterized. Gene Ontology annotation, biological process: intracellular signal transduction; protein phosphorylation. Gene Ontology annotation, molecular function: protein serine/threonine kinase activity; ATP binding. Gene Ontology annotation, cellular component: cytoplasm; nucleus. Bases 443 to 1753 code for a protein of 436 amino acids. The record is from RefSeq and is a predicted model, not a curated record. The transcript is spliced from 10 exons. Lineage: Eukaryota; Fungi; Basidiomycota; Agaricomycetes; Polyporales; Phanerochaetaceae.
GCAUCGCUCCCGACAUUCCUACGCGCAGAGCGAACGAUCAAGAUCUGUCGAAGUGCCUGAAGUGCCCGAACGCCGUUGAUUCAGCCCCAGGGACAUCAUCCUCUCUGCGAUGAGCAGCGUCUGCCACCAUGCGCUAGCUAUCAUGAUAUCAGCACGAUCAUCCGAUGAAUACUGUUCGAGCCUUGUACCGGCGUGAAUAUUCGCAGGGUUGAACCAGGGACCACAGAGAGCAGUGUCGAAGUUAUGUUGCAAGUCCUGAUUCCGGCCUUUCGUGCACGCCGUUUGCACCUUCCAUAACCGGACAGGCGGUGCGCGGUCAAGUAUUCAUAUCGAUCGCGUUUCAUGCUGCAUCCGCAUUGCAGCUCUUCAAAACCGUAUCUCGCUCUCCCGCUUGCCCAUCUCCUUCCUUCACUCUGACCAUCGCGGACGCCAGCACCCAGACAUGCAGAGCACACAGAUGCAACGACACUCGUUCCAGGCCCUUAACUCGACCUUCGUCGUCGAUUCCGAGUACCAGUUCGUCAAGGAGCUUGGCCAGGGUGCGUACGGCUGUGUCGUCGCCGCGAAGCACCGACGAUCUGGUGAGGGCUGCGCUAUCAAGAAAAUUACGAACAUCAACACAAAGAGGAUAUUGACAAAGCGAUGCCUUCGUGAGAUCAAGCUUCUGCACCAUUUCAGAGGGCAUAAGAAUAUCACUUGCCUCUACGAUAUGGACAUCGUCUUCCGCCCGGACAGCUUCAAUUUCGACGAGGUCUACCUCUAUGAAGAGCUCAUGGAAGCGGACUUGCAUGCGAUUAUCCGCUCCCAACAACCCCUCUCAGAUGCACACUUCCAGUCCUUCAUCUACCAGACGUUAUGUGGCCUGAAGUACAUCCAUUCUGCGAACGUACUACACCGUGACCUGAAGCCAGGCAACCUACUUGUGAAUGCGGACUGCGAGCUCAAGAUCUGCGACUUUGGUCUCGCGCGUGGGUACCAGCCGGGCGGCGGGGCGACCCAGAACAGGGGCGCGGCAAACCAGGGUUUCAUGACCGAGUACGUGGCGACGCGAUGGUAUCGUGCCCCGGAGAUCAUGUUGAGCUUCGCGAACUACGGCCCGGCGAUUGAUGUCUGGUCCGUUGGAUGCAUUCUUGCUGAGCUCCUCUCCGGAAAGCCCAUCUUCAAGGGACGGGACUACGUCGACCAGUUGAACCAGAUCCUGCACUACCUGGGCACGCCUGCGGAAGACACGCUGCGUCGCGUCGGCUCGCCGCGUGCACAGGACUACAUCCGCUCGCUGCCGAUCAAGCCGCGCGUGCCGUUCUCGACGCUCUUCCCGCGCGCGAACCCGCUCGCGAUCGACCUGCUCUCGCAGCUGCUCAACUUUGACCCCGCGAAGCGCAUCACCUGCGAGCAGGCGCUCAAGCACCCGUACCUCCAGGUUUGGCACGACCCCGCGGACGAGCCCGUGUGCCCUGCUCCGUUCGACUUCGGCUUCGAGGAAGAGGACUCAAUCGAGGGCAUGAAGCGGCUCAUCAUCGAGGAGGUGCAGAGCUUCCGUGUCGAGGUGCGCCAGCAGGCGCGCGGCGGUGGCCAGAUCCGGCGGGAAGACAGCCUGCCCAUCCCGACGCGCGAGGAGCUCCAGAGUUCGACAGGGCAGAACGGCGGGUACCCGCUGCCCGAGGAGCGCACGGCAAGCCCUGUCACAGAGGACCCGAGCGCGGAGCUUGAAAAGGAGUUGGCCAGCACACACCUCGGGUCGCGCAGGGCCUGAGCGCAGCCUGCCAGCGAUCGCAGCAAUGUCUGAUUCACUUGCGCGGUGCGUUUCACCAGUUGCUGACUGAGCAGGUCUGGUAGUGCGACUCAGACUUCUUCGGCUCUCCUGUGGGGUGUCCGCCCGGUGGAGGUCUUGGAUAUGUAUACCUUUCGUUCGUGUGUAGCUUCAUUUGUGAUAAAUUAUGCGGUGUCGUGUUGCUAUGUAUCUCAGAUCGUCUUGCUGUAGAAUACCCACGUGAAAACUAUGCAACGUAGCUUGGUUGG